Messenger RNA from Annulohypoxylon maeteangense, 2394 nucleotides. RefSeq names its product glycoside hydrolase family 29 protein. Gene Ontology annotation, molecular function: alpha-L-fucosidase activity. The coding region runs from base 1 to 2394 and encodes 797 amino acids. The record is from RefSeq and is a predicted model, not a curated record. Gene Ontology annotation, biological process: fucose metabolic process; glycoside catabolic process. Gene Ontology annotation, cellular component: lysosome. Lineage: Eukaryota; Fungi; Ascomycota; Sordariomycetes; Xylariales; Hypoxylaceae. The transcript has 3 exons.
AUGGUGGUGGGUUAUAGGACUCUUACCGGUCUUCUCUAUGCGACUGUGGGUGCGGUGUUUGCCGCGGAGUCACACCUUGAGCCGUCUGGUUUACAGUCUACCCCUCUUGAUCUAUCACCGUUCUACAACAACAAAGCCUUUGGGACGUAUCCGGGCGAGACCUCCUUCGAUACAUUGGGUCAAUCGUAUCCGGCGCCGGAUCUAGGGACACCCUAUUACACGUCUAGCGACACAGGCAUAGUCUACUCGUUCCCGGGAUAUACCGGACCUGACAAAUCGGAUAAUGUUAUAGUCGACGGUCAGACUAUAACCGUAUCCGCCGGGUCGUACUUCUCGGCUUCGUUCCUGAUAUCUGAAGAUAAGCAGGAAGCUAUAGUAUCAGGGAACGUGACUUUUACAUAUACCGAUAAUAGCACGUCGGUAUACGAACUACGUUCCUUGGAUUGGUUCAGCUUCCUGACUAUCAAUCGCGGCGAGCUGAUCUUCCCAAGUCGCUUCACCGCGACCGGCGUGGACUACAAUGCCAGCCACAUCUUCGAGCGCAGCGCAGCAUUGAGUCCGGGCAAGGAAUUGCGCGCUAUCUCUCUGCCAAAAGCGACAAAUGCAAGCGAUGGCAGAUUGCACGUAUUCGCUAUCUCGUUAUGGACCGGUAGUUCGGUAGUAGAUGUACAGUCAAUUCGUCCAACUCAGAAAUGGAUUAGCAGUGGCGUACAAGCAGUCGAAAUCACGUUGAAUAAUGCGGGAUCCGAAUGUGUUGCGGGUGAUGGCUUGGCCUUGACCCUUUCGGGGGACAGUCUUCAGACGACCGGAGAAGGACAUCUCAAGCGUUUAUGCCCUGGAGACCAAAAAGUCGUCACUAUCGGGGUAGAGACCUUGGAGACCCCCUCGGAGGCUAUCAACGUCUCGGUAAUCCUGAACUACGAUGGUAGCGAACGGAAAACCGAGUUCAGCGACGUCCAAUUCGGGUUGAUGGAGUGGACUACAGACCUUGAGAAUCUUGCAAAACACGAGAGUCCGCAAUGGUUUAACGAUGGCAAAUAUGGAAUAUUUAUCCAUUGGGGUCCGUACGCCGUCACGGGAUGGGGAAACUCGUCGCCGCACGAAAGUUAUGCGGAAUGGUUUUGGUGGUACACAACACACCACCCUCAAGCUGAUGCCUCGGACUUUUAUGACUACCGGCUGCGAACAUACGGCAAAGACUGGGCAUAUGACGAUACCUUCCCAAACUUUACAGCGUCGGCCUACGAUCCGAAGGAAUGGGUCGAUCUGAUCGCCGACGCAGGCGCCAAGUACUUCGUCAUAACGUCGAAGCACCACGAUGGCUUUGCAAUCUUCGACCCUGGCAACUCUAGCAACCGAUCUGCUUUGAACUAUGGCCCGAAACGGGACCUAAUGGGCGAGUUAUUCGAUGCAGCCGCAACGUACCAACCACAGCUCAAACGGGGGACCUACUUCUCGCUACCGGAGUGGUUCAACCCUGAUUUCGGCCCAUACGGUUUCGAUCAAUUCGACCCAGCUCUCGUACCAGGAACCACCAGUUGGCCCGGCGUCCCAGCAACAAACCCAUACACGGGCGUCGUGGAGCCGUAUACCGGACAUAUCCCGGUCGACGAUUUUCUCGAGGACGUCAUGCUCCCGCAGAUGAACACAUUGGCGUACACCUACGGCACAGACAUCAUGUGGUGCGACUGCGGGGCCUCGAACGUGACCGCGACGUUCGCCUCGUCUUGGUUCAACGCCGCGCGUCAGCAAGACCGACAAGUCGCCAUCAAUAGCAGGUGCGGUGUCGCUCAAGCCGCCGACUUCGAUACACCGGAGUACAUGCGAUUCGGGUCGGCGCAACGAAGAAAAUGGGAGAGCAACCAAGGGAUGGAUCCGUACAGCUACGGGUAUAAUCAGGCGACGCCGGCGGAGGCUUACAUGAAUGCGAGCACGUUGAUCUACACGCUUGUGGAUAUCGUGUCUAAGAACGGGAAUCUGCUGCUCGACAUCGGACCCCGCGCCGACGGGUCUAUAGUGCAAGAGGAGGUGGACCGACUUCGCGAGGCUGGACGUUGGAUUAAGAGCCACGGGGAAGCUGUGUUUGAUACGACGUACUGGUUUGUGCAGAGCGAGAUCCCGGGGGGUCCUGAUGUGAGGUUCACGCAGACGGAGGAGGCAUUUUACGUGUUAUUCCUAGAACGACCAGUGGUAAAGGACGGGGUCGUCGAUAUUGCGGCGCCGGUGCCUGUGUUGGAAGGCGAUAAGGUUAGUCUGCUGGCUGUUGAAGGUGGUGAGAAGUUGGCGUGGAAAGUGAUCGGACAGGGCAGUCAGACGGUCCUAAAAAUCGAGGUUACCGAUGUGCUCUUGGAUAAAGAGGAGUUUUGCUGGGUCUUUAAGAUUGGGUAUGCGUGA